Messenger RNA from Sparassis crispa, 273 nucleotides. Its product is annotated as Cytochrome c oxidase-assembly factor COX23, mitochondrial. The transcript has 4 exons. The record is from RefSeq and is a predicted model, not a curated record. Bases 1 to 273 code for a protein of 90 amino acids. Lineage: Eukaryota; Fungi; Basidiomycota; Agaricomycetes; Polyporales; Sparassidaceae.
AUGUCGAACACUACUAGUACCUCGUCUUCCCUCCCAAAUCCACAGGACAAUAUCGUGCCCCAAAACUACAGGGAACAGUUCCAAGGUCGUCACGCAACAUCCCAAUUCAUUGAUCCGUGCGAGGACGCAGCUAAGGCAUCCAUGAAGUGUUUGGACCGGAACAAUUACAUCAGAACAGAGUGUAUCGACUUCUUCGAGGCAUAUCGGGACUGCAAGAAGACAUGGAUUGAACAGAGAAAAGCUGACCGUCGCGCGGGUCGACCGUCGGCAUGA